CGAAACUGAAAAGGCCUAUGGCUGGAUUCAGCCAGCCUGGGAGACACAGGAGCCACAGUCUGUAGAGGCAAAGCUUCAGGGCCUGAGGAUGGGGCAGGGACUUAGCAGUGCCUGGGCCUGGCAGCUGGACUAUUUCAUAGAGGACCACCUCCAACCCAACACCGACUUCCGUAAAGAAGUCAAAGCCGUCAUCCAUGUCAUGUGCACUUUCCUGAAGGAGAGAUGCUUCCAAGGCGCCGCCCACCCUGUGAGGGUCUCCAAGGUGGUGAAGGGUGGCUCCUCUGGGAAAGGAAAAAUGCUCACAGGCAGAACAGAUGCGGACCUGGUGGUGUUCCUUAACAAUCUCACCAGCUAUGAGGAUCAGUUAAACCAACGGGGAGAGUUCCUAAAGGAAAUUGAGAAAAAGCUGUGCCAGUUACAAGGCGAGCAAAACUUUCCAGUGAAAUUUGAGGUCUUCAGAUCAUGGGGGAUCAACUCCCCUGGGCUAAUCUUGAGGCUAAGCUCCUCUGAGCUCCAGCAGGAGGUGGAGUUUGAUAUUCUGCUGGCCUAUGAUGUCCUGGGUGAUGUCAGCAUCUACAACAAGCCUGACCCCCAAAUCUACAGCAGCCUCAUCAGGGAGUGCACCUCCCUGGGGCUGGAGGGUGAGUUCUACACCAGCUUCACAGAGCUCCAGGGAAACUUCCUGAAGAAUCGUCCACCCAAGCUGAAGAAUCUCAUCCGCCUAGUCAAGCACUGGUACCAACUGUGUAAGGAGAAACUGGGAGAGCCACUGCCCCUGCAAUAUGCCCUGGAGCUGCUCACCCUCUACGCCUGGGAACGUGGGAGUAGAGUCACUGAGUUCAACACAGCCCAGGGCUUCCGGACAGUCUUGGAACUGGUCACCAAGUACAAGCAGCUUCGAAUCUACUGGACAGUGUAUUAUGACUUUCAAGACCAGGAGGUCUCCAAUUACCUGCACAGACAGCUCACCGGAGCCAGGCCUGUGAUCCUGGACCCAGCUGACCCAACAAGGAAUGUGGCUGGUUCUAAUCCAGAGGGCUGGUGUAGGCUGGAAGGAGAGGCUACAGCCUGGCUGCAAUACCCAUGCGUUAAAAACUGGGAUAGUUCUCGAGUGCCACCCUGGGAUGUGCCGGUGGACAAAAACUGAGCAUGUGUUCUCCUACCCAGAAGACUCCAGAAUGAGCAAAUGUGAUCCUCUGCUGCAGGCCCUUGCCCAAGGCCCUGGUGAGAGAGUGUCCAACCUGGGGUCAGACUCCAGACUCCUGACCCCUGCCCACCCACCCUUCCAUCCUGCUCCAUCACAGACAGCCUUCUUCACUGUCUGCUUCAUCCAUGUUAUCCUCUGACAGUGUUCUCAGGGGACAAGAGAUUCAGAAGGGAGGAGAGAACCCAAGCUUGACUUCCAUCUUGUAUCUGUUGGAGGGUUCUGUCCAAUGUCUGAUCAACAUCAAUAAACCACAGCA
Cricetulus griseus (Chinese hamster) is the source of this 1463-nucleotide messenger RNA. The record is from RefSeq and is a predicted model, not a curated record. Lineage: Eukaryota; Metazoa; Chordata; Mammalia; Rodentia; Cricetidae.